AUGGCACCCUUCUACGCCAAUCAAAGCUGCGACCCUUUCACGCCGGAGUCUCGGCCUUGCACCUUGGGCAAUUACGUAGAUUACGCAAUCAACGUCACCGAGCCCUCCGAUGUAGCCAAGGGAAUCGCAUUCGCAACGAGGAACAACAUCAGGCUCGUCAUCCGCAAUACAGGCCACGACUACAACGGAAAGUCAACCGGCGCCUUCGCCCUCGCGAUCUGGACCCACUACCUCAAAACCAUCUCCUUCACCGACUACAAAUCCCCUUCCUACACCGGCAAAGCCAUCAAAAUGGGCGCCGGCGUCCAAGGCUUCGAAGCCUACGCCGCCGCACACCGAGUCGGACUGUCAGUCACCGGAGGCGAAUGCCCCACCGUCGGCCUCGCGGGCGGAUACACGCAAGGAGGCGGCCAUUCGGCCUUAGCGUCCAAGUAUGGCUUAGCGGCCGAUCAGACGCUGGAAUGGGAAGUCGUUACCGGAACCGGGGAGUUCGUGAGAGCCAGUCCGGGAGAGAAUGCGGAUCUGUAUUGGGCGCUGAGUGGAGGUGGAGGGGGCACUUACGGUGUCGUUUGGUCGCUGACGUCGAAAGCACAUGUCGACAUACCCGUCUCGGGUGCCAAUCUCACGUUUUCGAGCGAGGGUAUAUCGACAGAUACGUACUACGCGGCCCUGACGGCCUGGCAUGCGAAUCUGCCCCGGCUCGUAGACGCGGGCGCGAUGACGGUCUACUACGUCACCAGCGCAGCUUUCACCCUCACGCCUUUCACGGGGCCGGGUAUUUCGGCGUCGAGGGCCAAGGAACUCCUGCAGCCUUUCAUCGAUGAAUUGAAUCGGCUGGGGAUCGAAUACAACAUGACGGGCCCGACGGAAUUUCCUACGUACUUGGAUCAAUUCAACACGUUUCAGCUUCCAAUCGAGGUCGGCACCGCGCAGUACGGCGGCCGGUUGAUUCCGCGCUCGGUCGUUGAGAAUGAUACUGAUGCGCUCACGGCUGCAAUACGAACAAUCAAUGAGCAGGAUUCAGCGCCUUUAUUUUGUGGCAUAGGGCUAAAUGUAAAUAUGAGUGUGGCGGGGGAUGUAGACAAUGCGGUUUUGCCGGCUUGGAGGGAUACGUUGAUCGAUGCUGUCAUUACGACGCCUUGGAAUUUCACAGCGCCGCUUUCGGACAUGGUGGAGUUGCAGGAGGAGAUGACGGAUGUGCUAUUGCCGCAGUUGGAGGCGAUUACGCCGGGGUCGGGAUGUUAUCUCAACGAGGGAGAUCCUUACCAGCCGAAUUGGCAAGAGACUUUCUACGGCGCGAAUUACCCGCGUCUUCGCUCGAUCAAAGCUAAGUAUGACCCUCAUGACAUCUUCUACGCUACCACGGCUGUUGGGAGCGAUGAGUGGGAGAUUGAGAGCCCGGGAAGGCUGUGUAGAGUGCCAGCUUGA
Molecule: messenger RNA, 1428 nt
Organism: Letharia columbiana
Lineage: Eukaryota; Fungi; Ascomycota; Lecanoromycetes; Lecanorales; Parmeliaceae
Exons: 4
Coding region: 1-1428 (475 amino acids)
Molecular function (GO): FAD binding; oxidoreductase activity
Source: RefSeq, a predicted model, not a curated record